AUAUUUUCUGUUUUCUAGAAGUGCCACCCCACGACUCCACGACUAAUUGUUGCCUAUACAUGAAAUGUGUCUCCUGUGGUUAUGGCUAUAUACGAAACAGGCCAUCCCACCACUACCAUAUUCUUUUGGAAAAUGGAGUACAGCCAAUUUUCUUCUUCCUCCGCCAUAAUUCAUUCCCAAUACCCACCAAAUUUCUGAUAAUUUGCAUGGUGGUGCUGAUAAUUUGCGCAAUGGGGCCCCAGACUCCUUCCUCAAUACCCACCAAGUUUCUGAAUUUUUUUUCUAGAUACUGCUUAGUGCCCACUAAACAGAAGAUACACCUCUGAGAGGGAUGAAAAGAAAAUAUAAUAUUCUGCCUGGUCUUGAAAUUUCGGUAACACUAGUUAGCAUUUGCCGUGCCAUGGUUUCCAAAACCCACUCCCAACUCAUUAUUCUGUUCCUGUUUCUUCUUUCAUCGCUAAACAUUACUUCCAGCUCAUACACACAUGAUGCAGGGAAUUUCGACAAGUGGGUAUCUCGAAAUGUGAAAAAGUACGAGAAGAGAAAGACCAUUUUGAAAACCAAAGUGAAGGUGGCUGAGAGUAACAAAGCUAUCAUAACAGUAAGACAAGACGGUUCUGGUGAUUUCAAAACCAUAUCAGAAGCUCUCAAUAGCAUUCCACCACGUAACACUAGGAGAGUUACAGUGUCCAUUUCUCCGGGUGUAUAUAGGGAGAAGGUGAUGAUCCCAAGAACAAUGGCUUUUGUUACACUCUCAGGAAACGCAGAGAAUCCUCCAACCAUUACUGGAAAUGAUACAGCAUCUGCCUCAGGAAGAAAUGGCACUCCCUUAGGAACCUUCCAGAGUGCAACUGUUGCUGUGGAUGCUAGCUACUUUGUGGCCAUCAACAUCAAAUUUGAGAACAGUGCUCCACAUGAGAUUGGAAGGAGAGGAGAACAAGGCGUGGCGCUUAGGAUCUCAGGAACCAAAGCUGCUUUUUACAAUUGCAGUUUCAGUGGAGCUCAAGAUACUCUCUAUGAUCAUAAAGGCCUUCAUUUCUUCAACAACUGCUAUAUUCAAGGUUCUGUCGAUUUCAUCUUCGGUUCUGCCAGGUCCCUUUACCAGAAUUGCUAUCUAAAUUCCACAAGUACGAAGGUGGCUUCCAUCACUGCUCAAAAGCGUACAAAUUCGUCACUGGAGAGUGGAUUCUCCUUCAAAAACUGCACAGUAACUGGUAGUGGACAUGUUUAUCUAGGAAGAGCAUGGGGUGAUUAUUCAAGAGUUGUUUUCUCUUACACCUACAUGGACAACCUAGUACUCCCCAAAGGAUGGAGUGAUUGGGGUGACCAAAACCGUGAUUCGAGGGUAUAUUAUGGAGAAUACAUGUGUAGUGGGCCAGGAGCUAACUUGGCUGGAAGAGUGCCAUGGGCACGAGUGCUUACAGAUGAAGAGGCCAAGCCAUUUAUUGGGACCCAAUUCAUUGAAGGAGACACUUGGCUCAUUAACACCAGCUGAAAAUGAAAGAACAUGCAGACUUUAAUAUCAUGCAGCUGAAAAUGAAUAUUCACAAUUUGCCAAUAUAGUGGUUUGUUUUCAUUGAUUGAAAAUAUUAGCACUACAUUACCACCAAGUCUUGUUUCAUAAAUGGGAAUAUAAGUAAAAGAAGUACACUAUUUAAAACUGUUGUGAUGAUGUGAACACAAUGAACACACGCAUGCGCAGGAUAAACCAGCUUUACACUUAUCAAAGUACGAAAAAAGAAAGACAUAAAAUUUCAUCUUCAAGCGUCUGAGUUAUGGAAUGACAGCAUCAUGAUGGAGCAGGAUAAGACAGGGAACAGAAUUUUAAG
Molecule: messenger RNA, 1829 nt
Organism: Vigna radiata var. radiata (mung bean)
Lineage: Eukaryota; Viridiplantae; Streptophyta; Magnoliopsida; Fabales; Fabaceae
Product: probable pectinesterase 53
Exons: 5
Coding region: 332-1495 (387 amino acids)
Biological process (GO): cell wall modification
Molecular function (GO): pectinesterase activity
Source: RefSeq, a predicted model, not a curated record